GGACAGCCUAUACUUGGAAGUAUCAUGGAAAUUGAUGACGAGAAUAUGCAUAUUAAAUUUUCAGAAUACGCAGAACAAUAUGGUGAAAUAUACCAAGUUAAACUACUUUUUGAUAAAUUUAUAGUGUUGAAUAGUGAGCGGGUUAUUAGAAAAUCUUUCGGAGGUGAUAAAUAUAAGCACAUUUUUAAUGAUCGAUCUGAGUUAUUUUACGGAAAACACUUUGCUUGCAAUAGCAAAGCUUUAGGUUUUGUGGUUGAUGGGACAGGACAGUUUCAUAGAACUGCAAGGAAACAUGUUAUGCAAGCUUUGCAUGCCUAUGGAAGUGGACUACUGGAUUUAGAGAAUAACGUCAUGACUGAAUUAUCUAAUUUACGUACGAGAAUUGAGGAUGAGAAUAUUUUUGAAUGUGUUUCCUUAAUAUUUCAGUCUAUCUCAAAUGUUCUGUCACUGAUGUUGAUUGGUGAACCACUUCUAGACGAUGAAAAAGAAAAGAACAUGUUCCUGGAUGAAAUACACGUUUCAAUUCUUAUGUAAACUUCAUAAUGUCAGUGUUACCGUUUGUACGAUAAAUGCCUGGAAGGUACAAAAACGAAUUCGUAAAAGCAAAGGCUGUUAAUGCAAAAAUUGUCAAGAAAUAUUUUCACGAUGUGAAGAGAUCAUUCGUUAGAGGAAAAGUCCGUGGUAUCGUAGAUGUAUUUCUCGAGGAACAGAAUCAACAAAAAGAGGGUGGAGCGGACGUUUUCUUUACGGACGAUACAAUUAUAGCACAAGUGAUUGACAUAAUAGAUGGGGGAAUCACAACAACUUGGUCAGUUCUUUCAAAUACAAUGUUGAUAUUACUGAAUUAUCCACAACAUCAGAAGCUGCUUUAGAAUGAGUUUGACAGGGAAAUUGGAAGACAGCGACUUCCGACAUUUAAAGACAGAAGUAAUUGCUCUUUUUUC
This is a messenger RNA of Ruditapes philippinarum (Manila clam), 944 nucleotides long. RefSeq lists its product as uncharacterized. Bases 570 to 872 code for a protein of 100 amino acids. The transcript is spliced from 4 exons. NCBI's taxonomy places the organism in Eukaryota, Metazoa, Mollusca, Bivalvia, Venerida, Veneridae. Gene Ontology annotation, molecular function: iron ion binding; heme binding; monooxygenase activity. The record is from RefSeq and is a predicted model, not a curated record.